Messenger RNA from Durio zibethinus, 1993 nucleotides. Its product is annotated as photosystem II stability/assembly factor HCF136, chloroplastic-like. NCBI's taxonomy places the organism in Eukaryota, Viridiplantae, Streptophyta, Magnoliopsida, Malvales, Malvaceae. The record is from RefSeq and is a predicted model, not a curated record. Gene Ontology annotation, molecular function: protein binding.
CCAAUUAUUUUAAUGUCAUAACCAGUUAAUGUCGAAUUUGCAUGACCUUUGAUGCUGGGAAACAAAAACAAAUAAAAAAAGUGAAUGUGCCUCUCUAGCCUAAUAAAGUAAUAAUUGACGAAAACAAAGAAAAAACGGAAAAAUGGAGAUGCGGGGUAUCGAUCCCCGUACCUCUCGCAUGCUAAGCGAGCGCUCUACCAUCUGAGCUACAUCCCCGUAUGAAAGGCCGACGAUUAUCAUCUUAUAAAACGUUUCCAAAAAAAAAAAAGGGGAAGAUUUCAGUCGUAAGAGUAGAAUGUUCAAUCGUAAGAUUUCAAUCCAGAUUUUGACGCUCAAAAGAGCCUGCGUGGACGUUGAUAUAUUCGGAUAAGAAACAACAGAAAACAAGAGCGAGCUGAGCUCCAACUUUCAACUGAAUAACAAUGGCAAUGACCAAUCUUCAAGUGAGUGAUUGCUCCAAACUAAAACCUUCCUUAACAUCUUUCUUCGCUCCUCGCCUUCUCCAUCGCCCCCAAACGCAAACCCAGCCGCGUUUCAUCUCCCAAGCUUCUCUCCAACAACCCCACCAUUCUACUUCUUCUUCUUCUUCAUCGCCGCCGACACUUGUCAACCGAAGACAACUUAUAUCCCAAAUGGCCUCGCUUUCGCUCUCCGUUGCAACUCUCUCGGCUUUGCAACUACCGGCCAAGUCCGAGGAAGUUUUGUCCGAAUGGGAGAGAGUUUACCUGCCCGUCGAUCCCGGUGUCGUCCUUCUAGACAUCGCCUUUGUCCCAGAUGACUUAAACCACGGAUUUUUGCUGGGAACAAGGCAGACUAUUAUGGAGACAAAAGAUGGGGGAAAUACAUGGAUUCCACGUUCAAUCCCAUCAGCUGAGGAUGAAGAUUUCAACUAUAGGUUUAACUCUAUUAGCUUCAAAGGCAACGAAGGUUGGAUUGUUGGGAAACCUUCAAUUUUGUUGUACACUUCAGAUGCUGGAGAAAGCUGGGAAAGAAUUCCAAUAAGUGCUCAACUUCCUGGAGAUAUGGUAUAUAUAAAGGCAACUGGUGAAAAGAGCGCGGAAAUGGUAACUGACCAAGGUGCAAUAUAUGUUACAUCAAAUAGGGGCUAUAACUGGAGAGCUGCUGUUCAGGAAACAGUCUCAGCUACUCUGAAUAGAACAGUUUCUAGUGGUAUUAGUGGGGCAAGUUACUAUACUGGAACUUUUAACACUGUGAACCGCUCUCCAGAUGGACGAUAUGUAGCUGUCUCAAGCCGUGGUAACUUUUAUCUUACAUGGGAGCCUGGACAGCCAUUCUGGCAACCACAUAACAGAGCAGUUGCAAGAAGAAUACAGAACAUGGGGUGGAGGGCUGAUGGUGGUCUUUGGCUUCUUGUCCGUGGAGGAGAACUUUUUCUUAGCAAAGGCACAGGGCUAACAGAAGAUUUUGAAGAAGUUCCUAUACAAAGUCGUGGCUUUGGCAUUCUUGAUGUUGGUUUUCGAUCAAUGGAAGAGGCUUGGGCAGCAGGGGGCAGUGGGGUUUUGUUGAGAACUACCAAUGGAGGAAAGAGUUGGACCCGUGACAAGGCAGCUGAUAAUAUUGCUGCAAAUCUAUACUCAGUGAAGUUUAUUAAUGAGAAGAAGGGAUUUGUGCUGGGUAAUGAUGGCGUCUUGCUCCGGUAUCUUGGAUAAAACUGUAAUUUACACAUGGUAUUCAACAAUGCUUGAAAUUUUGUAUAAGCUUAUUUUCACUGCUUUAUUGGUGGUGAUAUUAAGAGGGACAAAAAGUUCCGUCCAUGUGAUUAUGUUCUUUUCUUUUCUUUUUGGUGAGUGUGAUUAUGUAUUUACCAUUUCCAUUCAACAUCUGCAUAUGUUUGCCAAAAAAAAAAAAAACACAUGUUAUACCUAUCAAGUGAGACCAUGUUUUUCAGCUGGUUAUGACAAAUUACGAUUUGAUGCUGCUCAAGAUUUGAGCUUCCUUCCCUUUACUACUUGAGAAAAAUACUAACUUUUAC